Molecule: messenger RNA, 1623 nt
Organism: Cetraspora pellucida
Lineage: Eukaryota; Fungi; Glomeromycota; Glomeromycetes; Diversisporales; Gigasporaceae
Source: the annotation of a GenBank genome assembly
AUGUCGUACCAUAUCUCAACUUUUGGUAUGAAACUUAAAAAUAUUGCUCAAGUUGCAGUAUUCACUGAACUUAUUUAUAAAAAACUCCUAGCAAGUUUACAGAAGAAAAGUAUUAUUGACAAUAUUGCAAAUAAAAGUUCCUUUUCCUUGCAAAUGCUUGAAUCACCCAAAUAUAAUGAAAAAACAAAGGAACAUGUUCGUGAAAAAAAAGCAAUAAAUCCCAAAAAUAGAACUGUCUUUGAUUUCAUGAUUUGUCCUCCUAAUGAUGAAUCAGAAGUCAUAAAAAGCUCUUUAUUAGACAUUGCAGAGCCAGAAGUCAAAAGGAGUAAUGAAGAUACAAAUAGUGGACUAUAUUUUGAUAUGGUGCCAAAACUAGAUCUUGCCAAAUAUGAAGUUAACUUAGUUGAGCUAGCUCUUAAUACGAAGUUCUUUAACCUUUUCCUAGGAUUUUUGGCUAAGCCAGUAAUGGGAAUUAACAAAGAAAUUAUUGAUCUAAUUUUUUGGCACGUAUUGAAUAUAAUUUGUAAUAAAAAUGAAGAGCUUAAUGAGCCUGAAAAUAAGCCCCGAACAAUCUUAGUACUAAAAUCUACAUUGCAACAAUGUGGAAAAAAUAUUAUUACUGACUUUAUUGAUGAUAAAGUCUUGGGAUCACACCUCUAUUUCACAAUGUCAGAUUUAGAAAAAAUUCUUGGAUUUAAUAAACAUCUCAAAUCACUUAUAACAGAACGAAUGGUAGCUAUAGAGUGCAAAGGUCUUGAAACUAUACGAAUAAAUGAUUAUGCUGGGUAUAUGAUUACAAGGGAAAUUCUAGACCAUCCUAAUGCAUCAGGAGUAGUCAUAUCAUACCUUCUUAGCUGUGAUUUAUCAAAUUGGAGUCUGGGAAAAAUUCCUACAACUAAAAUGAAGAUAGAAACAAUUUAUGAAAAAGUAUAUCAGGAUUAUCUUAAAUGGUGCAGUUGUAAUGAAGAAAAGCUAUUAACUAGUAAGGUUGCUGGAAAGAAGUUUUCACAAAUUGGCAUUGAUCGGGCAUGUUUACAAGAUAAUAGAGUAAGAGUAUAUCAGUAUAUUCUUGACCACCCCAAAAUCGUAACUAAGUUUCGUGAAUCUAGCCUAAACGAUAUCGAAGAAUUUUCUAAUACACCUCAAUCUGACUUAUCUAAAAAUAAGACUACAAACAUGCUUAUAUUUAAUGUGCCAGAAUUUAUUCCUUCAAAAAUAAUCACAUCUCAGGCAGAAAAGAAUCUCUCUCCUAGUGAUAAGAAAGAAGAUAAACAGAAAAAUCUAACCCAAGCUCUAUUCGACUAUAUGAAAGAAGAAGCCGAAGCACCAGUUGCUUCAACAUCUGGGACUUCCAAAACUUCUAAGAUGUCUAACCUACCUGAGCCAAAAAUUAUUGAGCAGUCUCAAAAGGACCAGACUAGCAAGCUUCCCGAAUCUAUUAAGCUUAUAAGUGGACAUGAAGAGCACCUUAGAAAAAGGGCAAUCGAACUUGAGGCGGAAGAAGACCCUAAAGAAUAUAUGAACAUGUCAGUGCAAGAGAGAUUAAUAGAAGAAGAAAUAAUUCAUCGUGAUCUUGAGAAUAAAGAAAUCACAUCCUCAUGGCUCAAUACUGAUGAAGAAUAG